Messenger RNA from Calypte anna (Anna's hummingbird), 1464 nucleotides. Its product is annotated as inactive pancreatic lipase-related protein 1. Gene Ontology annotation, biological process: lipid metabolic process. Lineage: Eukaryota; Metazoa; Chordata; Aves; Apodiformes; Trochilidae. The record is from RefSeq and is a predicted model, not a curated record. Bases 14 to 1420 code for a protein of 468 amino acids. Gene Ontology annotation, molecular function: triacylglycerol lipase activity; protein binding. The transcript has 13 exons.
UGAAGGCUGCAUUAUGCUUGGAACUUGGAUACUUGCACUAUUUCUGCUCAAGGCAGCAGAAGGCAAAGAAGUUUGUUUUGAAAGGCUUGGAUGCUUCUCAGAUGAUCUACCAUGGUCUGGGACUACAGAAAGACCAGUCUAUAAGUUGCCCUGGGAUCCAAAAAAGAUAGACAUUCACUUCCACCUCUACACAAGAGAAAAUCAAAAUGACCCUCAAGAGGUCUUUCCAGCUGAUGUCUCAACCAUUGAGUCCUCAAAUUUUAAUGCAAGCAGGAUAACCAGAUUCAUUGUACAUGGAUUUAUAGAUCGUGGAGAAGAAAGCUGGCUGUCUGACAUGUGCGAGAGGAUGCUUUCUGUGGAAGAUGUGAACUGCAUCUGUGUUGGCUGGAAGAGGGGGGCAAGGUGUCAGUACACCCAGGCAUCCAACAACGUCCGUGUGGUCGGAGCUGAAAUUGCUUAUUUCAUAAAGGUCCUUAUGGAAGAAUAUGACUACUCUCCAGCUGAUGUUCACAUCAUUGGCCACAGCCUGGGUGCACACGUAGCAGGUGAGGCUGGGAAGAGGCAGCCAGGGAUCGGCAGAAUAACAGGAUUGGACCCUGCCCAACCUUACUUUCAAGGCACUCCAGCUGAAGUCAGACUGGAUAAAUCUGAUGCAGAGUUUGUUGAUGUUAUCCACACAGAUACAGCUCCCACAAUCCCUAAUUUAGGUUUUGGCAUGAGCCCAGCUGUAGGGCAUCUUGACUUUUAUCCAAACGGAGGGAAGCAGAUGCCAGGGUGUGGGAAGAACCCUGUUUCACAGAUCAUAGAUCUUGAUGGCAUCUGGGAAGGCACUCGGGACUUUAUGGCUUGUAAUCAUUUACGGAGUUACAAGUACUACUCAGACAGCAUUAUCUACCCUGAUGGAUUUCUGGGCUAUUCUUGUGCUUCUUAUGAGCUCUUUGAAUCAGGAAACUGUUUCCCAUGCCCAAAAGAGGGAUGCCCAAAUAUGGGUCACUAUGCAGAUAAAUUCAAAGGGAAAAUUGACUCUGGCUUCCUGAAGCUUUAUCUGAAUACUGGAGAGGCCAAGGAUUUUCCUCUUUGGAGAUAUAAAGUAACUGUGACCCUCUCUGGAAAGAGUAAAGUGAAAGGAUAUGUGAAUAUUGCCCUGUAUGGAAGUGAUGGGAACACAAGGCAGCAUCGGAUCUUCAAGGGAACCCUCCGGCCCAGCAACACUUACACAGGUUUCAUCGAUGCAGAAGUUGAUGUUGGAACAGUUACAAAAGUUAAAUUUCUUUGGAACAACCACCAGAUAAAUCCAACUUUUCCUAAGAUAGGAGCUGAAACUAUCACAGUACAAUCUGGACAGAAUGGAACAGAGUACCAUUUCUGUGGUUCUGAGGAUGUGAGGGAGGAUGUUCUGCAAACUCUUACUCCUUGCUAAGAGUCCAUGUGGAUGCCCCAAACCUUGUUACCAAUAAAACCUUG